Messenger RNA from Chiloscyllium plagiosum (whitespotted bambooshark), 1072 nucleotides. RefSeq names its product ribosomal protein, large, P0 (gene rplp0). The record is from RefSeq and is a predicted model, not a curated record. Gene Ontology annotation, cellular component: cytosolic large ribosomal subunit. Gene Ontology annotation, molecular function: large ribosomal subunit rRNA binding; structural constituent of ribosome. Gene Ontology annotation, biological process: cytoplasmic translation; ribosomal large subunit assembly; ribosome biogenesis. Lineage: Eukaryota; Metazoa; Chordata; Chondrichthyes; Orectolobiformes; Hemiscylliidae.
UCCUUUCCGUCCCGGAGCUCGAGUAAAAUCUAGUCUUUAAACCGAUCUGUGGCAAUCCUUGGAAGCACGUAAAGAUGCCCAGGGAAGACAGAGCUACGUGGAAGUCCAACUAUUUUUUGAAAAUUAUUCAACUGUUGGAUGACUAUCCAAAGUGCUUCAUUGUUGGUGCAGACAAUGUUGGAUCCAAACAAAUGCAACAUAUCCGGAUGUCAUUGCGUGGGAAGGCCGUUGUACUGAUGGGCAAGAAUACCAUGAUGCGCAAAGCUAUCCGAGGUCAUCUGGAGAACAAUCCUGCUCUGGAAAAGCUUCUCCCACAUAUCCGUGGAAAUGUUGGCUUUGUAUUCACCAAGGAGGAUUUGUGUGAAGUCCGUGACCUGCUGCUGUCCAACAAGGUGCCAGCUGCUGCACGUGCUGGUGCGAUUGCCCCCUGUGAGGUUACUGUGCCGGGUCAAAACACAGGUUUAGGUCCCGAGAAGACCUCAUUCUUCCAGGCUUUGGGCAUCACUACCAAGAUCUCCAGAGGUACCAUUGAAAUUUUGAGUGAUGUACAACUCAUCAAGGUUGGUGACAAGGUGGGAGCCAGUGAAGCCACACUGCUGAACAUGUUGAACAUCUCUCCCUUCUCCUACGGCUUGGUGAUCAUGCAAGUUUAUGACAAUGGCAGUGUGUACAACCCUGAGGUCCUGGAUAUCACUGAAGAAACUCUGCAUAAAUGUUUCCUGAACGGCGUUCGCAACGUGGCCAGUGUGUGCUUAGAGAUUGGUUAUCCAACCAUUGCCUCCAUACCACACUCUAUCAUCAACGGCUACAAGAGGGUGCUGUCUAUUGCUGUGGAGACAGACUACUCCUUUCCAUUAGCUGAAAAGGUGAAGGCUUACCUGGCUGAUCCCUCCGCCUUUGUGGCCCCUGUGGUUGAGGAUGCUCCAGCUGCAGCCAAAGAGGAAGCGAAGGAGGUGAAGAAAGAAGAGUCUGAGGAAUCGGAUGAUGAUAUGGGCUUUGGUUUGUUUGAUUAAAACCCAGCUGCUCUUACUAAAUGCAUCUUUGCAAAAUAAAGGAAAUUGUUAUUAGAAAA